Piliocolobus tephrosceles (Ugandan red Colobus) is the source of this 2401-nucleotide messenger RNA. It is a transcript of the gene CATSPERD, whose product is annotated as catsper channel auxiliary subunit delta. Gene Ontology annotation, biological process: flagellated sperm motility; sperm capacitation. Lineage: Eukaryota; Metazoa; Chordata; Mammalia; Primates; Cercopithecidae. The transcript has 20 exons. Gene Ontology annotation, cellular component: CatSper complex; sperm principal piece. The record is from RefSeq and is a predicted model, not a curated record.
CGGAGGGCCAAGUCGAUGCUGAUGUUGAUGCUGGUGGCGGCUGUGACCAUGUGGCUCCGACCGCUGGUCACAGCUCAGCCGCUCUGCCAUGCUCGCACAGUGAGGACAGGAAAAGUGUUUAAUGUCAUACAGGACGUUCAAGGGGACCGCCUGUAUUUUCAAUCUGCAACACGCUUGAUUAAACAUCCUUGCAAGAAAAAUAUAGCACUAUAUCUAGGAAAACAAGUUUUUUUCACAACAGAUAACUUUGAGACUAGUCUCCUUCCAUUUACCAUCCCUACAUCAAUGCAGGUCGGCGUUCCAGAAGUGACAUCAGCACAUUUUGCUGGUUCAUUGUUGCUGUUAGUAGUGAGUCAUAAAGUCUAUACUUAUGAUUAUGAAAGUAAUUCUUGGAACUUGUCUUUAGGUAUAAAACACCCAGUUACACAUGUUUCUGGUGAUAAUUGUUGUUAUACUGGAAGUUUGUUUUGUGUGGAUGUCAGCAAUUUGGUUUUUGCAUAUUUCCGUGGAGAUCAGAUAUCCCAGACUUAUAUAUAUUAUUCGAAUACUGGGGGAUUCAGUUUUCGAAAGUAUCACUAUGAUGGACAGGGCAUGUUCAAGUACUCAGACCACCCCCUCAACCGGAGUUUGGGGCUGUCUUUUGACUAUAACGGGACUCUCGACAUCGUCAUCGCCCCCGGCCAGAAAGGCAUCCUGCUCCUGUGGUUUGAGAAGAGCCUGUUGUUUUCCCAUAAUGCAGGUCAGCUCGUCGACACCGUCCGGGUGAAAAAAGGAGACCAGACCUUGUUUACUUCCAUUUUUGAAGCCCCAAUCACCAUCCACAACAUUGCUGUCAAUGAAAACGAACUGGCAGUUAUAACUCAGGAGGAUAAUUUGUAUUAUGGCAAUCUGGGCAUCGUGCCAAGUUUCAUAAUCAAAUUUGCAGACCAACACAUCUGGUCAGAAGAGGCAGCCCUGAUGUUCAGGAGCUCAGGGAUUCUGGAAAUACUGACCCCACUGCGUGAUGCAGCCUUUGCAGCUUUUGAUUUCCAGAAGUGCCUCGUGAAUAUCCAGGCAAUUCUCAUGGACCCUGAACUUCACGUUGGAAGAUGCAAUAUAGAGCUUCUGAAAGGAGAAUUCACAUACAGAAUGUAUACCAUUGACAUGCACAGCCAGCUGGAAUUGACUGCUUUGUUGAUACCCCAGCCAGGUACAUCCCUGAUUCCUCUGGUGAUGGUGAGUAACCCCCACUCCCUGGGGUUCCAGGCCACCUUCUACGAGAGCGGUUACACGUCAGACGGGAACACCAAGUACAAACUGGAUAUUUACUUAAAACAGCAGCAGCACUGGGGCAGGACCGACUUCAACUUCACUUCCAGCUUAAAGAGAGCCACCAUGUCUACCUUAACUGUGGACAUAGCAAACAAGGAAAUUUCCUGUGUGGAUAUCAAGCCACUGUCGACACUGAUUUCAGUUGGCUGUGAUCUGGAUAAAAAGAUCGUCAUCCAGAAGUAAGUAUGCUGAGGCCGGGUGCCGUGUUUCACGGCUGUGAUCCCAGCACUUUGGGAGGCCGAGCUCUACUUCUUGGUGUCUUGAAGGGAAUUCUACGACCCCAGCUUCCAGGGGCGGCAGUCCUCCCGGGACCUGCGCGUGUUUUACUCCUACCAGCAGCUGGGCUGUCCUCUCCUCGUCUACUAUGAUAUCCCAUGGAAGCCCGUGGUGGAGCUGUGGCGAAAAGACCGUUUCCAGGAGGUCGUCGAUACCGAGUAUGUGUUACUGGAGGUGAACGGGCAGUUCUCGUACUCCUAUUCCCUGACGGCCAAGUCGGCAAUGUGCACCUCCCAGCCGCAGAACUGGACCACCAUGAUAAAGGAAACUGGGGGGCCCUUCGUCUGGAACAGAGAGAACUACGUGAGCUGCCACGACCCCAACAAAGAUGCCCCUUUGAGGUGGCCUGAUGUCCAGUAUCAGAUCUUGGGCGGCCGAACAGCAAACCAGAUCAUUUUCAGCCACAACAACGGCUUCUAUGUCUUCUACAUUUCCAUUGUGGAUCCGUACUACAGCUACUGUCAACUGGAGACCGUCUUUAGCAUCUACGUGUAUGGAGCGUUCCCCGUGCAGCUGGUCUCUCCCGGGGUCGUCACGGUACUGCUCAUCUCCAGCAUCCUGGGGUCCGUGUGGCUGGCCUACAUGAUCCCCAGGCUGCUAUGCACAGCACAUGGCCGCAGGAUGAAGAGGUUUGUGGCAGAGCUGUAUGGGAGAUGCAAGACGGUCUUCCAGUUCAGGGCCUCAGCCACGGCCAGGACGGGCACAGAGCCCCUGGGACGCCACCGCAGUUCUUAUGGAGGCAGGUCUGACCACUGAGGCCAGUCCACAGGGUCCCGACCCCUUGUCUUCAAAUAAAGUAUAGUGUAACAUAGCA